This is a messenger RNA of Fopius arisanus, 3633 nucleotides long. It is a transcript of the gene UBL3, whose product is annotated as ubiquitin like 3. The record is from RefSeq and is a predicted model, not a curated record. Lineage: Eukaryota; Metazoa; Arthropoda; Insecta; Hymenoptera; Braconidae. The transcript is spliced from 4 exons. Gene Ontology annotation, molecular function: protein binding. Bases 770 to 1138 code for a protein of 122 amino acids.
CGUGGCCGAGGCUUCCCCAGAAUACUACAUUGGGACACUCCGGGGAAUAAAACGCCAUUUUAUGUGUUUGGCUCUGACACUGGUUACAAGGUAGUGCGUGGAGUGGCUAUUGUGAUUAUUAUUAUUUUUUUUUACACACGGCAUUCAUAUACGUGCAUUAUCAUCUCGAAAAUGUUGCUCAAGUACUUUGUGCCCGACAUGUACAAGUAACGUCGGGCCAAACUGAGUCAACUGUGAGAUAUAUAUCUAUAUAUAUAUAGAAAAAGGGAGAGCCGUGGGGAAAGAGGAAAGCAGAGGAAUUAUCACGACAGAAAGGAGAAAAGGAAAAUCUUGAUAUAUUGGAGGUGGGAGGCAACUGCCACGAGAUUUAACGACGUAAAGGAGUAAAAUGGUGUUUUGUGAUUUUAGUGCGUGAAUUGUUAUAUACCCUCAUUCAUAUGUUCAUUAUCUGAGAGAUCGAUAAAUCGAGAGGGUUGUGCUUUUGUUCUGUUUCGUUUGGUUCUGUUAUGUUUGUAAAUGUCAAUUGAGGAUUUAUAGUGAGUGCUGGAGUUCUCCAUUUUCAUUUUGGCAUUUUGUGAUUUGAGAUUUGGGGAUUUAUUUUGGAGUUAUUGGUACGGUGAGAGCUGAGACAUCCUCUGUUGUGAUUAUUAUUUUUUUUUCUCGUCGAGGGAGUUGAAGGGAGGAUUAAUUAAUAUCCUCAUCGUUGGAUUGGUGAUUUGGCAAUUACGAGCAGCCUCUGGAUUCCUCGUAGUUCGUACAACUAGUUACGAUGAGUUCGAGAAAUAUACCGUCGGAUAAGAUAAACCUACGCCUCAUCCUUGUGAGUGGUAAGACAAAAGAAUUCCUAUUCAGUCCAAGUGACUCUGUGGGGGACAUAGCUCAUCAUGUGUUUGAGAACUGGCCUGAAGACUGGACGGAGGAGGCAGUUGCCAAGGCUGAAAUUCUCCGGCUAAUUUAUCAGGGACGUUUUCUACACAGCAAUGUUAGGCUCGAUGCACUCGGUCUUCCUUUUGGAAAAACAACAGUUAUGCAUCUGGUACCCCGAGAAAACCUGCCCGAGCCUAAUUCACAAGACGAGAGACAAAAAAGUAAAGGAGGCGGUAGUAGUUGCUGCUCAGCAUCAUGCUGCAUACUCUAAACAUUGGCCGCCUUGGAUUACCACGAGAUCAUAAUUAAUACAUGUGAGACAAUGAGAAAUCCAAGCUGGGCCACGGUUUCUAAGAUUUUAUGGCUGAUGUAUAAUCGUUAGUGGCUGAGAGCUUAUGAGCAGUGUAGCUAAAUAAAAUGAAGUAUAAAAAUCAAGCAUUCUGGAAAUUCACCAUAACUGAUAAUUGGUGGAUAAGUAAUGAAAACCAAUUGAAUAACCAGCCACGUGAGAUGAAAAUUGAGCCAAUGCAUAUUUUCUACUAGACAUUAGAUUUAUUGUUGGAAAAAAUAAAAGUAACAAACCGAUUUAAUGGUGUUGACUACACCGUCGAGACGAGUUUCCGUAAUCCAGAUUAAAGCUAUGACCACUGAAUUAUCGAUAAUCAGAUGAUUAUGAAAUGAAUAAAGACUAGCGUCAGAGCCAAACUUUAUAUUAAUUUGUCUCUAGACAUCUCGAAUCGACGGAUUGCCAGUUAUGCCCAAUGAGGGGAAUUACAUCGCCACGUGUGACUCAUUGUUGUCAAUAAUUCAUGAGAUAUAUAGCCGUGAAAUAAUGACGAAUAACAAGAAAAAACAUGCAUUUGGCAUCAAAGUACAUCCGAGAUACGCCUCAUUCUCGCUUGAAAAAGAAUAACUGAGUGCCGCUAGACGCACCACGAGUCCAUUAAUAUGUUUCAAAUGCCUUUUGUAAUUCAAAAGUUCAUUGACCUCCUGGUGCAUGACUACGGCGUACAAAUAAAAAAAUUUACCGAGAUAAUUUUAACGAUGGAAAUAAAUAAAUUUCAUUACCAAACGAAAAACAGCGCAUGCAGGGGAUAAUAAAUUAAUAUCAUGUAGUAUUCAUUGCUCCUACUCUUCCCCUCUGCACAGAAAUGCUCUCUGAAUAAUAAAACAAACGAGACAAAGGAGAGAAAAUAAAAUGCUACAGUGCUUAAAGUCUCAAUCACUAUCCAACUAUCGCAGCGUUAUUAUAAUUAUUGUAGACCGGAAAAUGUGUGUGAGACUGUGACAAAUAAAAGAUUAAGUAAAUCAAUUGAGAAAAAAAAUAAUGAUUUCAAAGAAAAUGACAAAAAAAAAUAACAGGAGUGCAUGUGUUUUGAGCGAGAUUGAUGAAAAAUGAAUAAAUUUAUGUUGUGAUAUGCAGGUAGUAAAUAUUAUAUACAUACUAUUAUUAAAAUUAUAUAUAAAUAUAUAUAAAUAUAUUAAAAUUGGUAUGAGACACGUUGACAAGCAGUUGAACUCUCAUACUAUAGACUUUAUUAUCAUGAAUUUAGUGAAACAAGAUGAUGAUAUGGAAAAUUGAGUAAUUACAACGCCACUUUGAGAGUUUAGUGAUUCAGUGUAACAGAUGGUGAGGAAAAACUAAAAUUGCUGAGGAAAUGGACAUUGGAUCUCUUAUGGUAGUUAUGAUUAAAUCAAAUCUCAAAUAUAUUACCUGUUAGCUACUUUUUCGUCCCCCUAUUGCCGCCAAUCCUUCCCAGGUGAAAAUACGAUGAGACAAUUGACGAAGUGGAGUUUAAAUUUCAAAUGAAUAAUCCCCGUCCAAAUUUUUUGCGCAAUUGGGCCUAGAGUUGAGGAAUAAAAAAGGCAAUUGUAACUCGUAGUCCCAAGUUUAUACCCAAAAGCAACGGGUGAAAAAGCAUUCGUAGAUGAAGACGUUUGUUAGAUUAUUAACGCCCAAAAAAAUGAUAACAAAGAAAUGGAAUUAAAAGAACCGUUAUGAUACGUUUUAGCUUACUCUACACAUACUCUAACUAUUACUAACUGUACUGUACUAUAUCUCUUACCUGCGUAACGAAAUGAAGAAAAAAAAAAACAAAGCAAAAUAUGUAUAUAUUACUGUCCUCGUGUAGUGUAAUUUCAUCGAGAACAAUUCGACUAUUAGAAUUCUCUUUAUUUAUUACCUAUAAUUUUAUGUUUCUCCUACUUAUCCUUCACAUAAAAUUAUCAUCAGUUACCUUGUUCUCCAUCGACAUUUGAACGAUAAAUAGGUUCGAAUCGAUAAAUAAAAAUUAUAUAAAACAUCUCGUCUGUUUUGAAUAAAUGAAUCGUGAUCUUUGGCCUUCAACACAUAUCAGCAACAUUUUAUUCGUUUUCUCCCUGCGAUUCAAAUGCGCAAAGUAUUAUUGAAGACCACUCAAAGACACAGUUCACGAUUCCCCUAAUGAUAUACGAUUAAAACUCCUAUAUGAAUGCUUAAAAGCUCUUAUAAAAUUAUAAUGAUAAUAAACAAAGAAACAUUCAAUCCGAGUUAUUUCUUUAUGAAAAACAAUACGUGCUUGCACAUACUCCAGCAAUUGUUAACUGAAAUUAAAAUCAUUCGAUCCAUAACUUUCGUGUCAUUCUUCACAGAUUAAACAUGAUUUGCAAGUUGGAUAUCUUCUUUUGUUGAUUGUGUUCACUUGUCACUUUUCUUUUUUAAGUUGAUUAUUGUAAAGAAGAAAGAACAACCCGCAAAUAAAUGUUUCCUUGAAUGAAGUACGUUGA